Molecule: messenger RNA, 2491 nt
Organism: Mytilinidion resinicola
Lineage: Eukaryota; Fungi; Ascomycota; Dothideomycetes; Mytilinidiales; Mytilinidiaceae
Product: ARM repeat-containing protein
Exons: 3
Coding region: 41-2224 (727 amino acids)
Biological process (GO): regulation of translation
Cellular component (GO): nucleolus
Molecular function (GO): mRNA binding
Source: RefSeq, a predicted model, not a curated record
CCGCCACUCAGUCGCCCAAAAUACUACGAAGACGGCAAUAAUGGCUGCCGGAAUCAAGCGCAAGCAGGUCAGCGAGAGCACCAAAAUCGCGAAUGGAUCCAAGGUGAAGAAGGUCAAGGUCGCGGAGCAAAAGUCUGCGAAGAAAGAUGAGUAUCCAAAAAAGUCGAAGAGCAAGCCCAAGCCAGUAGUGGAGGAAGACGCGUCAAUGGAGUCGGAUACUAGCGAAGUCGAGAACGGCUUCUCCGGAUUCUCGGCCAAAGAAGACGACAGUGACGGCUUUGUGGAGAGUGAGGAUGAGGAGGACGCUGGGAGGAGGGCAGAAGCUGUAAAGAAAGUCAAGACCGAGAAGCAGGUCAUGAAGCCGCAACAAGAGGCCUUUAAUUCCUCCUCCUCUCGCGAAGCUCAUGCGAAGCAAAAAGCUCUCUCGAAAGAACGAAAAGCCGCGAAGCCUAACGCCGACGAAAUCGCUCGAUCCAAGAAGCUCUGGGAGCGAUUACGACUCAAGUCGCAUGUCGACCUGGAGGAGAGAAAAAAACUGGUUACUGAGCUCUUCGACAUUGUGACGGGGCGAGUCAAGGACUUUGUGUUCAAGCAUGACUCUGUGCGCGUCAUUCAGUGUGCGCUGAAGUAUGCAAAUAAGGAGCAGAAGAAGAUGAUUGCUGAGGAGUUGAAGGGGGAAUACCGGGCGCUGGCGGAGAGCAGAUACGCGAAGUUCUUGAUUGCGAAAUUGCUUGUCACAGGAGAUGUCGGUGUCCAAGAGAUGAUUGUCUCCGAGUUCUACGGCCAUGUUCGACGCUUGAUCAAUCAUCCCGAGGCUGCCUGGAUUAUGGACGACACUUACAGAAGCGUCGCAACUCCUGAACAAAAGGCUAUCAUGCUACGAGAAUGGUAUGGUCCCGAAUUCGCGAUUUUCAAGUCGAAAAGCGGAGCGAAAGUCACCUCUGACCUUUCCACGAUUCUCGACGAAUCUCCUGAAAAACGGCAGCCGAUUCUCAAUUACUUGAACCAGUUGAUCAAUCAGCUGGUCCAGAAAAAGAUGACAGGAUUUACGAUGCUGCACGAUGCUAUGCUACAAUACUUUCUUGCUUGUAAACCUGGAAGUACGGAAGCCUCCGAAUUCCUCGAUCACCUGAAACCAGAGGCGACUAAGGAUAAGGAAGGCGAACCGCCCCCAGAAAUCGAUCUCCUUCGCAACCUUGCCUUUACAGAGUCUGGUUCUCGCCUAGUUUGUCUCGCCUUCGCCCACUCCAACGCUAAAGACCGCAAGAAUCUGCUCCGAGCAUACAGGGAGAACAUGGAGGCUCUUGUCUUCGACCGCAACGCACACCGUGUCCUACUAGCUGCCCUCUCUGUCAUCGAUGACACUAAACUGUCAUCAACCUCCAUCUUUGGGGAACUAAUUCCCUCGAAGUCAAACGAUGCCGAUGCUAUAAACGAGAAGAUCUUUCAACUUGUUACACAUCUAGAUGCCAGGACGGUCCUUCUGUACCCUUUCGCGGCCGACGCAAAAUGGUUGUUCUCGGACCCAAAGUCGCCUACAAUCGCUCUAUUAAACGAGGUCCACGCUAUCCGUGCCACAACUUCGAAAAAGAAUGCGGAGACCCGCCUUCAGGAACUUGCAAAGUCAAUAUCUCCUUCUCUACUUGGUGCAAUUGCGGCACGCGCAGCAGACUUCGCUACCAGCUCGUUUGGAUGCCAGUUCAUGUCGGAGGUGCUCUUCGACGCUGAGGGCGACAAGAAGGCGGCCCUCGGCGCGGUUGCGCAUCUUGCGGCUGGUGAUCCCAGUGUUGAGACCCAUAUCUCCAACUCAGCUGCUGGAUGUCGUAUGCUUAAAGGAUUGGUGUUGAGUGGGAGGUACGAUCCGAAGCAGAAAAAGGUCAUUCCGGUCGAGCCGAGCCUAGGGUUUGCGGAGAUGCUGUGGGGGAGCAUACAGGACCAUGUGAUGGAAUGGGCGACGGGCCCUGGUAGCUUUGUGGUUGUGGGGCUGGUGGAGGCUCAAGGCUUCGAAAAAAGGAAUGAAGUAGUGGCCGUUCUUGAGAAGCGGAAAAAGAAGUUGGAGAGCGCCGCGGGUAAGGCAGGCGAGAGUGAGAAGAAAGAGAAGAAGACGAAGAAGGGACAGAACAAGGAAGAGGAAUCAAAAGGUAAGAAACGGAAGGGAGACCAGGACGAGGAUGCUGUAAAAGGUAACGCCGGCGCGAGGAUCUUGUUAAAGCUGAUCACUUGAAGAGUUGAUGAAGUUCAGAGGUAUACCUCCCUGGUAUAGGGGCUGAACCGGCGUUGGAUGGCGCUUUCGUUGAACGGGUUUCAUGUUUUGGACCUUGAUAUCAAAGAUGACCGGAGAAAAUGUCGACGAGUCCCAUGGCUGACCUCUUCUGCUCCUCAUGAAUGAAUAUGACAAGCAUACGUGAUCUGAUCCACUGGGUUCGACCUGUAUACACUCGUCUACGACUGUCUGAAGUGGCUCGAUAAUCUUCACGUAUCUUGAGGCCCA